AUGGGCUUUUUAAGUCCAGCAUGUGUCCUUUUCUUCUUUUUUGGAGUCAAAGUAUACUGCCAAUAUGAAAAUUAUCAAUGGGAUGAAGAUUAUGAUCAAGAGCCAGAUGAUGUCUACCAACCAGAAUUUCAAUUUCAUCAGAAUGAGGACUAUCAAGUUCGUUUUCAUCAGUACAUGUUAGGCUGUGCCACUGAAUGCUUCUGCCCACCCAACUUCCCAUCAUCAAUGUACUGUGACAAUCGCAAACUCAAGACUAUCCCGCGUGUCCCAGCUCACAUACAGCAAGUCUAUCUUCAAUUUAACGAAAUUGAGGCGGUGACUGCAGAUUCAUUCAUCAAUGCAACUCAUCUUAAAGAAAUCAACCUCAGCAACAACAAAAUUACAUCUCAAAAGAUUGAUUACGGUGUGUUUGCUAAAUUGUCAAAUCUACUACAACUUCACCUACAGCAUAACAACUUAGAAGAAUUCCCAUUUCCGCUUCCCAAGUCUUUGGAAAGACUUCUUCUUGGCUACAAUGAGAUCUCCAGAUUGCAGACAAAUGCCAUGGAUGGGCUAGUAAACUUGACAAUGCUUGAUCUCUGUUUUAAUCAUCUUGAGGAUUCCAUGUUACAAGAGAACAUACUAACUAAAAUGGAAAAAUUAAUGCAGCUCAACUUAUGUAAUAACAGAUUAGAAUCCAUGCCUCCUGGUCUGCCUUCUUCACUUAUGUACCUGUCUUUAGAGAAUAAUUCAAUUUCUUCUAUACCAGAAAAUUACUUCAGUGAACUUCCAAAACUUCAUGCUCUACGAAUGUCACACAACAAACUACAAGACAUCCCAUAUAAUAUUUUUAAUCUUUCCAACCUUAUAGAGCUCAAUGUUGGACACAACAAACUGAAACAAGUAUUCUAUAUUCCAAGAAAUUUAGAACACCUCUAUCUAGAAAGUAACGAAAUUGAAAAUAUCAAUGUUACAGUGAUGUGUCCAUCUGUUGACCCAUUACAUUACCACCACUUAACAUACAUUCGUAUGGACCAAAAUAAGCUAAAAGAGCCAAUAAGCUCAUACAUUUCCCUCUGCUUCCCUCUUCUACAUACUAUUUAUUAUGGUGAGCAAAGAAGCACUGAUGGUCAAACAAUACAACUGAAGACCCAAGUUUUCAGGAGAUUUCAAGGUGAUGCUGAUAGUGAAGAACAUGAUGAUCACCAAGAAGGUCCAGAACAAGAAGAAACAGAAGAAAACAUUGACCCUCACUAUUAUGGAAGUCAAGAGUGACAAGAAACUAUAGGUUAUCAGCAUUUAGCAGAAAGAGAACACCCACCUGUCCCUAAGGACAAGCUCAACAAUUCAGAAUGAACACAAACACUCCAUUCAAUGAACAUUCAUGAAGUCAUUUGGUUCGUAGGGUUUGUAACGAGGGCAUGAGACAGAGAGCACAUGUGCAUCUGUGAUACCACGAGAUACAACGUGAGGGUAGCAGAGCAAAAUGCUAAUAAUGUAGACAAAGCACACUUUCAACAGAAGUUAAAACAAUUUUAAGGACCACCUCCCCCUGUAUUAAAAUUUUUAAAAAUAGGAUCAUAAAUUUAAAUAUUUAUUAUGAGCUAAUAUUGAAAAGUGCUAUGGGUAUUUCAGUAGAUAAAAACAGUGUAACUAUUUCUAACCUAAAACAAUGGAAGAUUUAAUGAGGAGCCAUCAAGGAAAUGCAAAUGAAAACUACAAUGAGAGACACUUUCACAUUCCCUGGGAUGGCUAGAAUCAAAAAGACAAACAAGUAACAGAUGGUAUUAGCAAGGAGGUAGAGGAAGUAGCCUCUCCCACACUGCUGGUGGGAUGUCGAAUGGCGCAGCUGCUUGGGGAAGCAGUCUGGCCAUUCUUCAAAAACUUAGAGUCACUUAUGCAGCAAUUCCACUCCUAGAUAUAGAUUUAAGAGAAACGAACACAUAUGUUCAUGGAAAAUGGAAACAAAUGUUGGUAGCAGCACUAUCCAUUAAUAGCGAAAAGGUGGACAGCACCCAAAUGUCCAUCAGAUGAUGAAUAGAUAAAUAAAAUGUGGUCCAUAUGGUGGAAUAUUAGUCACCCAAGAGAAGAAGUGAAGUACUGAUACAUCAGCCUAUUUUAUAGAUGAGCCAUGAAAACAUCAUGCUAAGUGAAAACUCAGUCACAUAUGACUGUAUACUGCAUGAUCCCAUUUGUAUGAAGUAUCCAAAAGGGGCAAAUCUAUAGACACAGAAAGACCACAGAGUGCCUGGGGCUGGGGCGAGGGGAAGAGUGGGAAGUGGGGAGUAACUGUUAAUGAGCAAAGGGUAUGUUUCUGGGGUAAUGAAAAUGUUCUAAAAUUGAUUGUGGUGAUGGCUGUACAAGUCUAAAGAUACUAAGAAUUACUGAAUCACAGAUUUUAAAAGGGUGAACUGUAUGAGAUGUGAACUGCCUCAAUA
Hyaena hyaena (striped hyena) is the source of this 2417-nucleotide messenger RNA. It is a transcript of the gene OMD, whose product is annotated as osteomodulin. NCBI's taxonomy places the organism in Eukaryota, Metazoa, Chordata, Mammalia, Carnivora, Hyaenidae. The coding region runs from base 1 to 1254 and encodes 417 amino acids. The record is from RefSeq and is a predicted model, not a curated record. Gene Ontology annotation, molecular function: protein binding. The transcript has 3 exons.